AUGAAGUCUCCAUCACAGCAUAGUAGCGAUGAUUCAUCACAACAUGGAGACGAAUGUUCUGAAACAGCAUUAUCCUUAGUCAAACCAUCAACGACAACACUGUCGAUAAAUGAAAACGAACAACAAGUCAAAGGUGUUCGACGACGAAAACCAUUGCGUCCGUGGUCAUUAUCAGCACGUGUUGAGAAACCAAAUACUGUGAAUUCGGUUGAAUCGAUGAAUGAGGAUGACAGUCAAAUGACACAAAAUGGAAAUCAUCAAGAAGCGGAAGAAAAUGAAAAUGGAAAUGAGCCAAUUACAGAUGAAAUAAAUGAUUCAAAUGGUAGCGAACAGCAAUCUUCAAAUGAUCAUGAUGACAAUUCUAACAUUUCUCAUCGAAAAUAUUCAGAAACAGACGAUGGCCAUGUACGAAAGCUGACAAAAUUAGAAUGGCCUAAACAAUUGUCAUCGCUUGAUGAACAAAUGAAAUUAUUUCAACUAGAUCCAGUUAAAAAUUUAGUUUAUUGUGUUCGUUGUGGUCUCGAUGCAUUGCAAGACAAUUUACUCGAGCAUAUCUCGGUUCAUUAUCCUUAUAAUUUUUUCUGUGAUUCCUCAUCUGGUCUUGAUGAACACGUCCUUACCCAUCCACAAACAUCUAAACCACCAAAUACGGUAAACAGCAAUUCAGGCAUGAGAAAUAAUCCAACACCUUCAGUAGCAACAGUAGGAACGACAAAUGGUAAUACGUCAACAUUUAAUCAACGAGAUUCUAAUGAAGAUGGAAAGUCAACAACACCACCACGAUCAAAAGUUUACCGUUGUCGACAAUGUAUAUUUGUAUCAACAGUUAAAGAAGAAUUUUGGGCUCAUCAUCGCGCACACAUUCGUCCGGAUAAAGUAUUAGAAUGUCCGUCAUGUCCAUUUGUGACAGAAUAUAAGCAUCAUCUUGAAUAUCAUUUAAGAAAUCAUUUGGGAUCAAAACCAUUCAAAUGUUCAAAAUGCGAUUAUGCUUGUGUUAAUUUAUCAAUGUUACGUUCACAUAUGAAAUCACAUUUUCGUCAUUUAUUAUUCAAAUGUCGUAAUUGUUCAUUUGAAACAAAGCAAUAUCAAGCAUUACAAGUACAUCUUGAGACUGAGGGUCAUGAACCACAUUUAGAUAGUUCAGUUGAAGAAUUUCUUAAAGAAUAUGGUGCUGGAACAAAUACCACCAUACCAACAGCACCUCCACAACAGCAAGAAAAAAUACAUAGUCAAAAAACGAUCAAUAAUAAUGGUAUAACAACACGCAAUGGAAAUAAUAAACGGCAACGUUCUGACGUAUCAUCUAGUAAUAAAUCAAUAUCGCCACCUCUGAUGAGUGUUUCGCCACCUUUACAACAAUCAACAACACCACACAUUAGUGGAACAUUAGCAGCGACUGUGGCUGCUGCGGCAAGUUACGUUACAGCAAAUAAUUUUAUCAAUACACAGCAGUCACAACGAUUGGCAUGGAAUCAAAAACAACAAAUUAAUCCGUUUAAUUCGCUUAUUACAUCUCCGGUAUCAUCUCCUUUGGAAGCAGCCGCAUCACUCUUGAGUAAACGAGAAUCAUUAUCCGCAUCAGCAACAUCACCAACCUCGAUUUUAGAACAACAACAGCAACAACCACCAACGAUUGAUACCGAUCUACUUCUACAAAUGACACAAGCAAGAGGUAACAGUACUAGUUUACUUUGUACAUUAUGUGAUUAUGUAGCAUCGAACAAACAAUCAUUAGGAAUACAUCUAUUUGAACAUGCAAGAAAGAAUGAAUUGCUUAAUCGAUCAUUAACUGAUGAUACUACGUCAAAAUUAUUAGAAUUAUUUAAUGGAAAAUUUGCAUUUGGAUCAUCACCAAACAGUUUUUCUCAACAACAACUUAGCACGUUUGUGUCCGAAACAUAUCAGAAUGUUUUAUCUCAACAAUUUCAACAGCAAAUGUCAGCUGCCUAUGAUUCAUUUAUUGAUAAUAACAAUAAUAACACAACAUCUUUAUUUUCAUUAUUAAAUGGUGCGUCGGCAACAUCACUAACUACAUCAUCUCGUUUAUCAACGGAGACAUUAACCAAUGGAAUUAAAUCUGAACCAAUCGAUGUUAAAAUAAAGUCAGAAUUAAAACGUCCAUUGACCACAUCGAUUUCUAAAUGUAUACGAAAACGAAAAGGACGAGCAUUUAAAAUAUUGAAAACAGAGCAAGAUUCAACAACGGCGAUAUCGGACAAUGAUGAAGACGAAGAAGACGAAGAACAAGAAGAUGAUAAUGAGAUGAGUAAUGAUGCAACUGAUCUAAAGGCAGCAAAUAAUGAUUUAUUACAACGUUUAAAUCAUGAUCAACAACAAGAUACAAAUGAUCCUCAAAAAUUAUUACGUUUACAAGAUCAAGAAACACAAGUAGAUGAAAAACAAAUUGAAAAACUAUUUGAAUGUUCUCAUUGUGAAAUAUUAUUUCGUGAUUUUGCUUUAUAUUGUAUUCAUAAAUUAUUACAUUAUUCACAAUCAAAUCCGUUUAAAUGUGCUCAAUGUGGUGAACAAAAAGCAAAUAAAGUCGAAUUUUUUAUACACGUGGCACAAACGGCUCAUGAACUAACCUGA
This is a messenger RNA of Didymodactylos carnosus, 2589 nucleotides long. NCBI's taxonomy places the organism in Eukaryota, Metazoa, Rotifera, Eurotatoria, Philodinida, Philodinidae. The record is from the annotation of a GenBank genome assembly.